Molecule: messenger RNA, 2307 nt
Organism: Aspergillus niger
Lineage: Eukaryota; Fungi; Ascomycota; Eurotiomycetes; Eurotiales; Aspergillaceae
Exons: 2
Coding region: 1-2307 (768 amino acids)
Biological process (GO): cellular response to pH
Cellular component (GO): plasma membrane
Source: RefSeq, a predicted model, not a curated record
AUGGGGGAACCCGCUCAUCUAACGCCUCGCCAAAUUUGGGCUCAACCGACGACAACGACCACCAGGACCUAUGAAGCUGACUGCACGCCGUUUCUAUUACCCAGCUCUGGUUACGUCUAUUUGAAUCGCUCCUACUCCAUCGCCUUGACCGAAAAUGCCAUCUACGAUCCCAUCUGUACGGGCACGGGCACAGCGACUGCCACGGCUCAUGCGGUCGCCGCGCUCGAUGUCACCGACCCUUUUUAUUCCUCCGUGACCCCGGCGUUGUAUGCCAUGGGCUGUACGACCGUUGUCAGCUAUCUUCUCGUUAUUAUUCUUCUCAUCACGCCGCGUACGUUUUAUGUUGGAGGUCCUGGUGGGGGUGCGAACUUUCUCGGACGUCAUGGUAUGAUUAGCGGUUCGUAUAGUGGUAAUUCGUCGGUGGUCGGCGUUGGUGGUCGCCCGUGGUUGCAGAAGGUCGCAGCCUUGUUAGUCGCGGUAUCGCUCACCAUCGCGACUGUGGACUCCUUCCGUGUGGCUGAACAGCAAUACUAUUAUGGUUACUCCGAUGCCGAAGCGCUGGCCGACGAGGUCAUCGACGGUAUGGAGAUCCGGGUGGUCAGAAUCAUUUCCAGCACCUUUUUGUGGCUGGCCCAGAUUCAGACUUUGAUUCGGCUAUUCCCUCGACAUAAGGAGAAAAUAAUGAUCAAAUGGGCAGGGUUCGCGUUAAUCGUGUUCGAUACGACAUUUAGUAUCCUCGACAAGUUCUUGGUCAAAACCGAUACCGUUCACCCACGGCUCUAUGAAGACGCGAUUCCCGCUCUCAGCUAUCUGUUCGAACUUGCACUCAACCUAUUGUACGCCGCUUGGGUCAUCUUCUAUUCGCUUUCGAAACAUCGCUUCGCCUUCUUCCAUCCGAAAAUGAGGAACAUCUGCUUGGUGGCCUUGCUAUCGUUAUGUGCGAUCCUUAUACCCGUUGUGUUUUUUGUCCUGGAUAUCGCAAAACCGAAAAUCGCCGGAUGGGGUACUUAUGUCAGGUGGGUUGGUUCGGCUGCAGCAAGUGUCGUGGUUUGGGAAUGGGUGGAGCGGAUCGAAGCAUUGGAACGCGAUGAGAGGAAGGAUGGGAUUCUUGGACGCGAAAUAUUUGAUGGAGAUGAGAUGUUGGAAGUGACCCCUUCGGAAGAAGUCGAUUGGCCGCGCUACAAUCCUGACGGCCAUGAUCGAGGCGGAGGCGGUGGAACGUCUUCAGGAUGGGGAGGCAUGAUGGGACUGGCUCAUCGUCCUUUACGUACGAGGGUGGGUCGCAAUUGGCAGUCGAACCUGGAGAACCAGCAACACAACAUUCCCAUGGACCCUCGGCGCCGGCGCAUGGCACCCCGACCAACUCCUCCCCCAGCAGCUAUAACGCCUGUUAGUCGGGCCGACACAACCAGCGCGGCCAGUACGGUAUACAACAUACAUUAUCAUCCGGUGUCUAGUCCAACUCCACCGGUGGCCAUGCCUCAUAUGGAGGAAGAGGACGAAGACAUAGACGAAACGGUGGCUGCGAAGGAGAUGACAACCGAAGGUCAGCAAGCUGGCCUAGCUCAUGAUGUGCUGGCACAACAACAGACCCGGGAACAAUCCCCUCAGAUUGUGCACGUGGAUAAAAGAUGGCGAGCGCUGCUGAAUCCUUUCAAACGAAGGCGUGCAUCUUUGCCAAGAGAAGUCGCGUCUGCACAGGCCGAGGAAGAAGGGAAUCCCGCAGGUGCUCAAGUGGAACUGCAACGCCAUUCUCUGGAUGAUAGCGACGAUGAGCACAGCUUACAGCACAGGCACGAUUUUCGGUUUGGCUUCCAUCGAAGAUUGCGACCCGGUUCUGGACGACAAGGCUCCGACUCGCCCUUGCCAGUCACGGUCAUUCCUGCUAGACGCCGUGGUCAACAGACCUGGUCGCCGCAGCAAUAUCAUGAGCCUAGUUCACGAACAACAACUUCGAAUCAGCGUGUUCCGCCUGGCCGUGAUGACCUGCCUGUAAGGGUGAUUCAGCCGCAAACGCGAACUGCUGCUCCAUGGAGCGCAGCCGAUGGGCAAGGGUUCAGUCAUGGCAACUAUGAGCUGCGCUAUGACCCUGAAGCUGCGGCACUUGUGGAACCUGGUGAGAAUUGCACUGAAUCUCAGCCGGCGCUGGACGCCGAUGGCUCGGUCAGCGAGCCUACUCGGGGGCCGGCUGGGCGCCAACAACCCGAGCAGGAAUUCGACCCGAUGGAAGGAGCACCUCUAUCACCGGCUCAACCUUUUCCUGACGAGGUCCCCGAAGAUUCACGAGGGUCACAUGGCCAGCAGUGA